This is a messenger RNA of Thecamonas trahens ATCC 50062, 2034 nucleotides long. Its product is annotated as G-patch domain-containing protein. The record is from RefSeq and is a predicted model, not a curated record. Gene Ontology annotation, biological process: spliceosomal complex disassembly. Gene Ontology annotation, molecular function: nucleic acid binding. The transcript is spliced from 2 exons. The coding region runs from base 1 to 2007 and encodes 668 amino acids. Lineage: Eukaryota; Apusomonadida; Apusomonadidae. Gene Ontology annotation, cellular component: U2-type post-mRNA release spliceosomal complex.
AUGUCGUCUUCAGGCGCGAGCUCGGGCUCGGGCUCGGGCUCGGGUUCCGGCUCGGGCUCAAGCUCGAGCACCUCGUACUCGUUCUCGACCUCGUCGUCUGCGUCGGGCGGGCCGGCACGCAAGAGGGCACGCAAAGGCCUUGGCGCCUCGUUUGAUGCCCACACCAAGGGUGUUGGCUCGUCAUUGCUUCGCAAAAUGGGAUGGCAGCCUGGAGAGGGCCUCGGCAAGGAUCGGCAGGGCAUCGCAGAGCCGAUCCGAGUCAAGCUCCGGCCCAAGGGCAAGGGCAUCGCGUUCGGCGGGUUCAAGGAGAAGGUCGAGUCGCCUCCGUCGGCAACCAAGUCUGCCGCAACAGCUGCCGUUCCCGCUCGCGCUACCAAGCGCUGGCGUGCGAGCAAGGUCUCGUCGCACCGGCCAAAGUACGCGACAGCGGAGGAGCUGGCCGCCAAGUACGCCGCCAGCGCCGAGGUCGAUCACGCUCCCGAGCCAUUGACCAUCAUCGACAUGACGGUUGAAGGCGGGCCACGCAAGGUGACCUCGCUCUCGGGCUCGGGGGUACAGAGAAAGUCUAGCGCGCCAGCGGCGGCGCUGCCGGAGCUGCAGUACAAUCUGCGGUCGCUGGCCGACUUUAUCGAUGCUGAUCUCCGCGGCGCGGCGGCCAAGGCCACCAAGGCUCGUACCCAGGUGGCUUCGCUGCAGGCAGCAGUGACGACGGCUGACGAAAAGGCCGAUGCUGCUGGGGUGGCGGCAGAGUCUGCAGCCAAAUUGGCGGCAGCGGGGGCAGACGUAGCGCACGACGACGACCCGGGGUCGGCAGCAGUGGCGCUCGGCUCGCUUCUCGUGUCAGAGCCAGAGACAUCAGCUCUGCUCGGACUCGCAGACCUAGCGCUACCGCUGGCCUGGCCGCAUCUUACUGCCGCUGUUGAGGCGUGGCGUCCGCUGAGGGCGCCGGCCCACGGGAUCGAGAUCUUUGCCAAGUGGAAGCCGCUCCUCUCCGCAGCACCCGGAGCCAUGGGUGCGCCGUCGGGCUACGCGCUUGCGGUGGAGGCACUUUGGCUCCCGCCGGUCAAGCGAGCGCUGGUGACGCAGUGGCAAGCGGGUGCGACCGAUAGUGCUGACGAUCCGGCGCUGGAGCUGUUUGAGGCAUGGCGCGACGAGCUCCCGCUCCACGUCCGGGCUCACCUCAUUGUCGAGUCGGUGGUACCCGGGCUCGGGCGGGCGCUGGACUCUGCAGGCGCGGGCCGCGAUCUUGGCUUUGCGCUUACCCACGUUGUCCUGCCAUGGCUUCCGCACCUUGGGGCAGCCGGGGCGGCGGCGCUUGCGCCUGUGGUCGGCCCGGCAUUUGGUCGGGCACUCGCGUCGUGGCAGGCCGAGUCGCCGGCCGACGCGCUGGACUGGCUCAUGCCGUGGGCACAGCUUCCGCUGGCACCACUGCGAGCGGUGGUCGAGCGUGCACUGGCCAAGCGAGUUGUGCCGACGCUCAAGACUUGGAUCGCAAGCUCGUUUGCGUCGCCGCUUGCCUUUGCCGAUCCGCCGGCCCACCCGCGGCUCCUUCACCCGCUCUUUGCCUGGCUCGACAUUCUGCCACAAGUUGUAGUCGCCGAGCUUGCGGCUGAGGCGCUGGCGUAUCUUGACCGUGCGCCGCCGUUGUCUCGUACAGCAUGGCUUGCCCUCGUUCCAGAGCGCAUACAGCAACUCCUGGCAUCACAGGAUCUCUCCGGCAAAGCGCGGGCUGGAGUCCGCCGCGGUGCAGGAGACGCUGCGGCAGGCCCGCCUGCGCGAGUCGAGCUCAGCUUCCGCGAGCUCGUGGAACGAUUCCUCCUCGACCACGAUGCGCGACUCGAGACGACAGGCAGAGUUGCGGCUUCGUUGGGCCUCCCUGUCUUUGCCGUUGUCCAGGACAACCGCGCCAAUGGCAUCGACGUCGUGCUCCACGGCGCCCGCGAGGAGAUCUUUAUUGGUGGCGAAGGCGAGUGGCGGGUUGCCACCCUUGGCGAGCUGCUGCGUUGAGCGAUGAGAAUAAAAGCUUAAAGUGUG